Messenger RNA from Phalaenopsis equestris, 2202 nucleotides. Its product is annotated as LEAF RUST 10 DISEASE-RESISTANCE LOCUS RECEPTOR-LIKE PROTEIN KINASE-like 1.5. The transcript has a single exon. Lineage: Eukaryota; Viridiplantae; Streptophyta; Magnoliopsida; Asparagales; Orchidaceae. The record is from RefSeq and is a predicted model, not a curated record. Gene Ontology annotation, biological process: protein phosphorylation. Gene Ontology annotation, molecular function: polysaccharide binding; protein kinase activity; ATP binding. The coding region runs from base 86 to 2014 and encodes 642 amino acids.
UGAGAGCCCCAUGUCCUCUUGCGCAAACCAUGACCCCUCCUAUAUCACGUGAUCUCCUUCUCCGUGGUCACACUCACUCUCUUCCAUGCCAAUCCCUCCACUUCUCCCACAUAUCCCUUCACACGGCGCCGCCGCCGCCCUCCUGCUCCUCCGCCUCCUCCUGAUCCUCCUCCUCCUCCCUCCGGCCAUCUCAAAGCCACCACCUUCCAACCACCCCUGCUCACCAAAUCCCGCCGCCGGCCAUCCCUGCCCCCCUUUUCCAUCCCCACCCUCCUCCUUCCCCUUCUCCUCCCACCCCGGCUGCGGCCACCCUUCAUUCCAGAUCCACUGUUCCUCCUCCUCCUCCCUCAUCUCCAUCCACUCCACCUCCUUCCGUGUCCUGUCCAUUCACCCCAACAACACCAUACUCCUCUCCCCUUUCCUCCCCAUCCCCUCCUCUCCCACCUGCCCCCCGAUCCCCUCCUCCCCUCUCCUCCUCUCGCCCUUCCGCCCCUCCCUCCAGUCCUGCAACUCUCUCUCCUUCCUCCUCCCCUGUCACCAAAACCCCUCCUCCUCCUCCUCCUCCUCCUCAUGCUCCCUCUCCCCUUUCCACCUCCGCCUCGCCGCCGACCCUCUCUCCCUCUUCCCCACCUGCCCCCGCUCUCCCGCCGUACCUUCUCGCCGCUGCACGCCGGACAUUCUGUCAGCCAUUUCCACCUUCCUCGAAAAUGGCGUGCUCCUCGAAUGGAACCCUAGAACGGACCCCUACUUCGCCAAAUGCUCCGAUUGCCGCGAUUCAGUAACAGGUCUCUGCGGCUUCAACAACUCAUCCCCAUCCAAACCCUUCCUCUGCUUCCCCUCCCCUUCCCACCUCCCACACCAUCACCCGCGUCUAUUAACCCUAAUCUUCCUCGCCGUCGCCGUCGCCAUCCUCAUUUCCACCUGCCUCCUCAUCGCCGGCGUUCGCCGGCGAUCGCACAACACCUCCGUCUCCGAUCUGCUCGACCGGCACCACAUCCAGCAGCCCCCGAUCUACACUUACGAGCAGCUCCGAUCCUGGACCAACGGGUUCGACUCUCGCCGCAAGAUCGGCGACGGCGGGUUCGGUGCGGUGUACCUAGCACAGCUCGACGACGGCCGCAUUGCCGCCGUAAAGCGGCUUCACCGCCGUCCGGAUCAGCCGACGCUUGCCGCGGCGGCGUGCACUCGCUCGUUCUGCAAUGAGAUCAAGAUCCUCUCCUCUCUCCGUCAUCCCAAUCUCGUCCGCCUCCAUGGCUACUGCUGCGAUCCCCGCGGCCUCGUUCUCGUCUACGACUACGUCCCGAACGGAACCCUAGCCGACCAUCUCCACGGCACAAGAAGUUUAUACCGUAAGAUCGCCCUAACCUGGCCCGUCCGCCUCGACAUCGCGAUCCAAACUGCAGCUGCCCUAGAAUACCUACAUUUUGCCCUUAAACCCCCCGUCGUCCACCGCGACAUUACAUCGAGCAACAUUUUCAUCGAGCGUGAUAUGCGCAUAAAGGUUGGGGACUUCGGCUUGUCACGCCUCCUCGCCGGCGGAACGGCGGCCGCCGGAGGUCGCGGAGGAGCAAUGGGAAGAGAGGAGGGAGAAGAUGGAUGCUGUACGGGGCCGCAGGGAACUCCGGGUUACCUGGAUCCGGAGUACCAUAGAACGUUCCGUUUAACGGAGAAGAGCGAUGUGUACAGCUUGGGGGUGGUGAUGAUGGAGCUGGUGACGGGGAUGAAGGCGGUGGACUCGAGGAGGGAUAAGAGGGAGGUAUCUCUGGCGGAGAUGGUGGUGGGGAGAAUACAAGUGGGGGAGCUUAGGAGGGUUGUAGAUCCGGCGAUGAUUUCGCCGCCGGGAGAGGAUGCUCAGAUGAGGAGCAUCGAGUCAGUUGCAGAGCUCGCGUUCCGUUGCGUCGCCGGCGAGAAGGAUGAUCGGCCCGACGCCAGGGAGAUCGUCGAGCAGCUCUCGAGGAUUCGAUCGAGGUUUCAGGAACAGCAGCCGCCGCCGCAGCAGCCUAGGGUUUCUUGAGCAUCAAAUUGUUAAUUUUGGUAGAUGAUUGUUCGGAUGAGUUGUUGUGCAAUCCAUGAUUGCGCAGCCGCAUUUGGACCGUCAUUGGACAGGCGCCAACGGCACGUUCGAUGAUUUAUCCAUUUUUGUUUAGGUAUUCAGCUCUGGUUUUUUAUGAGGUAAUGGAGAAAAUAUUACGUUCAUUGUGA